AUGAGUUACGGCGUGGAGACAAAAGAUUAUAGUCAUGACUCAUCAUCCUCGUGUUCAUCCCAAUACGACGACGUCUUGGAAGCUUUACCCGAAAUCAAAAACAGUUAUUUCCCCUUGCCGCGAUUGAAUUCUUUCAGGAAUCUUCAGCAACUGGGCUCGGGGGACUUUGAAUGGGCCACGCUAGCUGGGAUUGGGCCCGAGCAGGAUGGGCCUCAGCAACAGCAGGGGAGUUUAAUAAAGAACAUGGGCUCGCAAAAUGGUGUAUGUGCCGCUGUAGGUGGGCCCGAAAAUCAGAACCCGGCGGCGUUUGUGCAGAAUUAUUAUUAUUCUACAUCUGCUGACCCGUUUGGGGCCCGAUACCCGGCCCAACCUGGUGGUGCGAUGGGACUCUGGCAGUGA
Molecule: messenger RNA, 399 nt
Organism: Striga asiatica
Lineage: Eukaryota; Viridiplantae; Streptophyta; Magnoliopsida; Lamiales; Orobanchaceae
Source: the annotation of a GenBank genome assembly